Molecule: messenger RNA, 1801 nt
Organism: Styela clava
Lineage: Eukaryota; Metazoa; Chordata; Ascidiacea; Stolidobranchia; Styelidae
Source: RefSeq, a predicted model, not a curated record
AUGACGAAUGAAAAGUUGAAAAUUUCGUUACUCCAGCGAAGACGGUUCCCCAAAAGUUUCAGCCUACUAUCAAACCCACCACAUUUCCAGGAAGAUGGAUUCCACCAAAACGGAUCAUAAAAAGGCCAAUCGUAGUAAAAACACGAAGACCUCCUACUCGAACGCUUUAUCCAGGAUAUAGGAAUGUACCAAAAACGACUGAAAAAGAAGCCGAAGGGAGCAGUGGUAUGAAUACUGCCAAAUAUAUUGCAAUCAUUGUUGCGGUUGUACUUGUAGUUGCAGUUUUGAUGUUUGCAGCAUACAAAAUAAGAAGGCGAAAAAAUAAAAAGAAGAAGGAAAUUGCUGACGACAUAGAAAUACAUGGCAUCACGAGAUCGGUAAUGGUUAAAGAAGAACAGAACACAAAUCAAGUUCCACAGAAAUAUCAUUCUCACAAUUACGAGAUGAUAGAGCCCAAACAUCAAAUCACUACCAACCAAAUUGCUGAAGAUACUAUUGCAAAAAACUCAAAUUGCGGUAAAAAAAUUACAGACAAGUAUGAUACUAAAUUCACUGCCCAUAAUGUUAAAAAUGAUGAGAAGUUGAAUAAUAAUGCCUUAUAUCGUGAUAUAAAUCAUAAUGAAAAAAUUAAUAAAAAAGACGAGUUGAAAGAAGAGAAAAUACAUACAAGAAGGCAUGAAAAAAAUGACGAUAAAAGAAGGAAACCCACAAGAGAACGAGAUUAUUAUAAACGAAGAAUAAAACAAGAAGAAGACACAGAGUUAUCAAGAAUUAAAACUAGCAAAACACGGAAUGAAAAUCGGGAAAAACAAAGACGGAGGGAAAACGCUCCAUCCAGUUCUCGCAAAUUUGAAGAAAGAAAACGGGUAAAUAAAAGAAGUAAAAGAUGGGUAGAAGAGGAGAAAAGGACCUCCAAAAGAUCUAAUGGUAAAUCAAACGACAAAAGAGAAUCAUCAACUUAUACGAACGGAGAUGAUCAGAGACAAGCUAGACCAAAAUCUGGCCGUAGUAAAACCGGUACCUAUAAACGAUCGCGAAAUAACAAACGAAAUCCCAAAAAAAUCAUGAACGCAAUUAUUUGUGACAGAGCGUUUGCGCAUGUUGAGCUGGGAGGUAGUUUGAAAGUGUUGGGUUUAUAUGGAAUGGUCGCUACUUCUACCAGAAUACGAUAAAUUAAACAGGGUCUGUGGAAUUGAUAAAAUCCUGGAUUUUUCAAAAAUAAAACAUAGUCCUUAUACAGGGGUUGUACAUGACCUUCUUUUAAGUGAUAUAAGAUUAAGAUGUAUGUCAUACCAACAGCUCUGAGUCAAACCAUUUUUCUUUACAAAAGACAAAAUUGUUGUUGUGUAGUAUAUUUGUAUUUAUACAUUUUUCAUUAUACGUUUAUGCUAUCCGAGACUGUACUUUUGUCAAAUAAGAAUGCAGUAUACAAAAUAUAUAUUGUUUCCUGUUUGGUAUUUAAUAUAGAGGGAAAAUAAACAGAGACAUCUCGUAACAUUAAUAGACAAAAGAACAGGAUCCAAGGUCUGACUUUUAUGAAUAUUUCUAUCGAUAGUGUAUUUAGGUAUUGUAUAGUUUAGGGGUCGCUGCUGAAAAAAAUGCAUUUCUUACGAACGCGUGACUUCAAUAUCAAUAAUAAUAAAUCUACAAUAAAUCUGUCGACUAAUAAAUUAACUAUUCUACCCAAAAGAAAUACCGCUAUUAAAAUAUUUGCUUGAAAACUCUAAAAUCUCGAAACUGAGAUACAUACGUGGAUGAUUGAAACGUCAAUAAUAUCAUUGUGAGGCUUAUUACAAGAAUU